Ruditapes philippinarum (Manila clam) is the source of this 3535-nucleotide messenger RNA. RefSeq lists its product as uncharacterized. The transcript is spliced from 4 exons. Lineage: Eukaryota; Metazoa; Mollusca; Bivalvia; Venerida; Veneridae. Bases 292 to 2568 code for a protein of 758 amino acids. The record is from RefSeq and is a predicted model, not a curated record.
ACCUGUGAAAUAUACCAGAAUAAGAUUUUCAUGUUGUAAAACUUUCCUACUUGAGUUCUUGUCACAAGGGUCAUGGACAGGCUCGAUGCAAAAAUUUAAUAUACUUUCAAAUGACUAAACUUAAAAAAGAGAAAAAAAUAACUGGUGACACAAAUAGCAUUAGGUAAAAAUAACAAUUAAUAAAAAAGGAACAGUUUUCAGAAAUAAAAUGGAUAAAGUGUUUUUUCAGCUAAAAAUUCCACUGGAUUAAGAGACGUUUAUGAAUUUAACCAACUAUUUCAAACAGAAAACAUGAGUAAAUUUUGGAUAGUAGUUUUGUUUUGCAUUGCUGCAUGUGUGCGCACGUGUAAUGGAAGUGCGUGGCUUCAAGAUCCGCCGAGUAGAUCGGCAGCGUGGUAUUAUCAGAUUAAAACACCGGUCAAUUACAACUUCAGAAACUUAGAUUGUGGUGCAGUACCUGUAAAGAUAAAUGCAGACGGUAGUAGAAAUUGCGGUUUGUGCGGCGACCCAUACACAGACAAGCCUCCAAGAGACAAUGAAGUUGGCGGGAAAUAUGCAAAUCCGAGAGUUCGAACGAGAUUUUACGAAUCGGGUCAGGUCGCAGAGAUAAGUAUAUGGAACAAUUUACCAGGAGCACCUGGCUUCUAUGAGUUCCGACUGUGUGAUGAAGAUUCAAACCAGACACAGGCGUGUCUAGAUAAACAUUUAUUGACAAUAACUGACACCGGUAAAACAUACAUGGAAGUUCCUCCAACACAAGGUCUUAUCAUCAUUCAUGUACAACUUCCGGCUGGGGUCACGUGUAACUACUGCCUCCUGCAAUGGCGCUUCAGAAAAGAAACUUAUGCUGGGUGUGAUGAUCAGAAAUGGUGUAGAGUACAAGGUGCUCAGACCGAGUACUACAAUUGUGCUGAUGUAAUGAUUGGUAACGUUGGACAGCCGAAGCCAAGCUACAUUUCAGAUCCUAUAUACUCGGCUUCCGACUACGGAAGUGCGUAUGAUGUAGCCACGACACGAACAGACCAACCUGACGGCAGUAAUCUCAAUGGCACUACAACAGAGGUCAUGACAACAACAACAACAAAGGGUGUGCCUGUAAUCACGAUCCCUACCGGAUUUCCGGUUACUACGACAACAAGUGGUCCGGGAACUACAAAUAGGCCGGUUACAGUUAUCACAACGGGAACGACACAAGUUAGACCCACAUCGACACCAGAAAGCCCUCGUCUUGUCAUCGGCUCGAGUGGAAACUCAAUAGGUGGACAAACCAUCUCUAAUGGCAACGGAGGCUCAAGUAAUAACAAAUAUGUUUUUGCUUUACUGAGUUUAAUACCACUUUUGGGUGCGGUUAGUCUACAUAAUAGCCGGGCAUUAGGACCUGUUCAGCCACCCCCAGUUCCACCAAUAGCAUCAGUCACGUGGGCAAGAGCACUCCCCAUUUACCCAUUACAAAUUGAAAAUAACUAUGGGUUUGGAAACUUUGCUGCAGGAAGUCCAGCGUUCUCGACAACUGGCACAUAUGGCGGAAAGAAUGGGAAAGGUACAUACGGUUCAAAGUCGAGUUAUCAUGCCGGUUAUUCUAUAUACAACGCAGGCUUAUCAGCUACAAAUUUGAAUUCUCAAGGCACAAAUACAGGCAUCAGUAAUCAGUUGUUAGCAAGUCAACAAAACAGGAAUAUGUUGACCAACAAUAAUAUCAACACACAAUGGAACCAGGCAAGUAACUUUAACAAAAACUCUUUCAACAAUAACAAUGGAUUUCUGAACAAUGGGAGGGGGCAGUUUGCACAAAAUCCAGUCGUCUGGAAUAACGGUGUAACCGUUAAUAACGGUAUAACUCGUCACGUCUUCCCUAGGUCCGUUAACUUUCAGAGUGGCACAUCCUACCAACCAACUCCAAACCAGUACUCAAAACCGAUUGGAACAAUCCAAAAGAAUUCACAUCUCUCUCAGAACGAGUAUGGUACCAGUCAUCAAUCUGGAUACGGACAAAGCAACAGUAUAGCCCACCCUAAUACAAGGUUACAAGUACCAACAAAUGUAAACUGGCAAGGACAUCAAAGGAUACAUAAUGUACAAAACACUCGGGUCGGGCAGGGAACGCGGAAUUGGGCUAACAAUGCUGUAAACACAGCCAAUAACAACUGGCAGAAUAGUGGCGACUUUAAUUCUGGUAACAAUGCAAAUAUAAACGGAGCAGGAACCGGACAAAGGCUACCAGUACCAGAAACAGUUACGUCACGCAUGCGUAUAAUGAAUCCUAAAGUUACUCCGCCGUCUGACAAUACAUUUAAUUUACCUGGAAUCGAAAGUGCUUCAAGAUUUCAAGUAAAUAGUCCCAGAAAUAUCCUUGAAACAUCUCAACCAAUUAAAAAUCUUGUUGGUUCAAGAAGCACAUCAAAUGGCGCAGUUUUACAGAAUGGUGGAGGAAAAUUGAAUGCCAUUUUCACAGAAGCACAGAAUAACAACAAUUCAGGUGCAGGAAAAGGUAGACCACGAUUUCUUGUAAAUGAAUGGUAUAAUAUGCUGUUAAAACGGUUGCAAAGUGAAGGAUCGAGAAGUUUAUAAAUAAUAAGUUUCCGACGUAGUAUUUAAAAGAAGAAAAAACAGACCUAAAUGAGGACAGAAUAUCAUUUUGAAAUUGCCGGGUUUGAAACUACGUCAGCACAUCGUGGGCUUGUCACAGACAUAAACUCAUACAGUACAGUGACGAUAUUGUCGGCUUUUAUUGAUCAGUAGCCAAACGUUUCACUUAAGUUAUAUCUUAACAAACCACUCAGUGAGGAAUGAAAUUGUCACGGUGAAAAUUUCUAUCUUAGAAGAAGCCAAAACAGUUUACAUGUUUACAUUUACAAUUACAGAAACGAGUGCCAGCACGCAUCUCUAAACAAGAUUGCGUUAUUUAGAGCCUUUAAUUCGGCUUUUGAUCUUCGUCUUUAUAUUGAUGACUUUUUUAUAAGUUGAACUCUGACAUCUUGCCAAAAUGUUCUAAAUGAAAAACUUGUAUAUUUUGUUUAAAAAAUGUAUUGUAAAAUUGUUGGAAUAUGACUUAAUCAACAACUGACACAUUGCCUCAAAGUCUUCUAAAUUAGGAUAUUGUUUCAAAUGUCUUAAUAAGCAUUUUAAAACAUGAUAUUGUUUUGUUUGAACUUUAUUGUUUCAAUUCAAUGUUAUCAAUAAAAUAAUCUUGUUAAGUGUUAUUGUCAAUACAUAUCAACAACGUUUGCAACUUAAAUAAACUUAAGGUAUGACCAUCCUACUGCAUUAGCGCCGCUUUGAAAGGUAUUCAAAUAGGCAACUGCAUUGAAACUUAGGACCGUAGGUUCAAACCCCAUAAGGGUCAACUUUUUUUUCUUUCAUCACGUCCGGUCAUAGUAUAUAAAUGGAUACGCCGAAGACCAUAAGCUAUACUAAUGCAAGACUGGACAUUGAAAAAUAUUUUUGUAUGUAUAAAGGAUAGGUUACACGUUAAGCAUUUUUCAAGAUUCCGAUAGGAAAAUGAGACUAAAAUGUUGUGUGUGUCUGUGUUGGGGGG